CGCCGGAAACAAUGGCGCCACCGGAACCACACGACGUCUAUCUUCCGCCGAAGAAAACGAGUUUUCAGAAACUCAAGCACAAAUUGUUGGAGGUUUUUUUCGCCGACGAUCCCCUACACAAAUUUAAAAACCAAACGCGAGUAACGAAAUUUAAACUUGCUCUUCAGUUCGUCUUACCCAUUUUCGAGUGGGCGCCUAAUUACAACGUCGCCCUUCUUUGGUCCGACGUCGUUUCGGGUCUUACCAUUGCUAGCCUUGCUAUCCCUCAGGGAAUAAGUUAUGCAAAGCUUGCAAAUCUGCCUCCUGUGAUUGGCUUAUAUUCAAGCUUUGUGCCACCAUUGAUAUACGCUGUAUUGGGAAGCUCUAAACAUCUAGCGGUGGGUCCAGUUUCUAUAGCCUCAUUGGUGAUGGGAACAAUGCUAAACGACGCCGUUUCUUACUCAUUGCACCCGGUUUUGUACCUUAGAUUGGCUUUCACCGCUACAUUCUUUGCUGGCCUUUUCCAAGCUUCUCUAGGACUACUUAGAUUAGGAUUUAUAAUUGAUUUCCUAUCGAAGGCGACACUCGUUGGUUUCAUGGCUGGGGCAGCAGUCAUCGUCUCGUUACAACAAUUAAAAGGGUUACUUGGAAUCGUCAAUUUCACUAGCAAAAUGCAAAUAAUCCCCGUUUUAUCAUCAGUCGUAGCGCAAAGAGACGAGUGGUCUUGGCAUACUAUUGUUAUGGGCUUUAGCUUUUUGGCCUGCUUACUAGCUACUAGGCAAAUUGGCAUGCGAAAACCGAAACUCUUUUGGGUAUCAGCAGCAGCUCCAUUGGCAUCAGUUAUUCUAUCAACAGUUGUAGUUGCUCUUUUUGAAUCAAACCUUACUACUAUAGCAACUAUUGGUCAGUUGGACAAGGGUGUGAACCCACCAUCAUCAAAUAUGCUAUAUUUCCAUGGCGAGUUUCUCGCCGUUGCUGUCAAAACCGGUGUUGUUACUGGAUUAUUAUCGCUCACGGAAGGGAUAGCGGUUGGAAGAACAUUUGCGGCAUUGAAGAACUACCAAGUAGACGGAAACAAAGAAAUGAUAGCAAUCGGGCUUAUGAACAUGGUGGGUUCUUGCUCAUCUUGUUACGUCACUACAGGAUCAUUUUCGCGAUCAGCUGUGAACGAAAAUGCAGGGGGACAAACCGCAAUGUCGAACAUAAUAAUGUCGUUAACGGUGCUUGUGACACUUUUGUUCUUGAUGCCUCUUUUUAAGUACACACCAGAUUUAAUACUGGCUGCAAUUAUUGUUACUGCUGUUAUUGGACUCAUUGAUUAUCAAAGCGCAUUUCGUCUUUGGAAAGUUGACAAGCUUGAUUUCGUGGCUUGCUUAUCGUCUUUUCUUGGUGUUCUAUUCGUCUCGGUCCCUGUUGGGCUUGCCAUUGCAGUAGGAAUCUCGGUUUUCAAAAUUUUGUUACAUGUGACGCGACCCAACACGAGUGUCUUAGGAAACAUUCCGGGCACUCAAAUCUAUCAAGAUCUUGAUCGAUUCCGAGAAGCUCAAAGAGUGCCUUCAUUUGUUAUACUUGGAAUUCAAGCUCCCAUUUACUUUGCCAAUUCUACUUACCUAUAUGAAAGGAUAUUGAGAUGGUUAAGGGAGGAAGAAGAUUGGAUUGCAGCCAACGCGGGCAGUACGUUAAAGUGUGUAGUCAUUGACAUGACUGCUGUGCCUGCUAUAGACACGAGUGGGCUCGCGAUGAUGAACGAGCUAAGAAAGACGCUUGAAAACCGAUCUCUUCAGCUUGUAUUGGCAAAUCCCACAGGAAGUGUGAUGGAAAAGCUACACCGGUCGAAUAGUUUGGAGGCGUUUGGGUCAAACGGUUUGUAUCUCACUGUCGGUGAAGCCGUGGCCGACAUUAAGUUAUCGUGGAAGGCUAAACCGUGAACCGAAACUGUUAAUAAAUUGCUUGUUGUGAAAAGAAAAUUAGUUUAACCAAAUCAAUAUAUUUUUAGCCAGUUAUGUAAUUUUCAUCUAAUUUGAUUCAAAUCAAG
This is a messenger RNA of Helianthus annuus (common sunflower), 2014 nucleotides long. RefSeq names its product probable sulfate transporter 3.4. Lineage: Eukaryota; Viridiplantae; Streptophyta; Magnoliopsida; Asterales; Asteraceae. Gene Ontology annotation, molecular function: secondary active sulfate transmembrane transporter activity. Bases 12 to 1907 code for a protein of 631 amino acids. Gene Ontology annotation, cellular component: membrane. Gene Ontology annotation, biological process: transmembrane transport. The record is from RefSeq and is a predicted model, not a curated record. The transcript is spliced from 13 exons.